Molecule: messenger RNA, 1134 nt
Organism: Funneliformis caledonium
Lineage: Eukaryota; Fungi; Glomeromycota; Glomeromycetes; Glomerales; Glomeraceae
Source: the annotation of a GenBank genome assembly
AUGGCAAGUGCCGCUUUAAAAAAUUUGGUUAACGGUCCUAUUACCUCUCAGAUGAUAGCGUUAGUUAUUCCUUGCGAUCCUCUUACAAAACAAAAUAUCUCAAUACAACAAUCACCAAAUUUUGGUGACGACGAUCAACAUCCUUUACCUCCUUUAAACAACUUCAUACGUUGUCUUGUAAAGAAUUCAAACGUAUCAACCGCGACCCUUCUUACAACAAUCGUUUACUUGGAUCGUUUGCAAAAAAAAUUACCAAAACUUGCAAGAGGAAUGCACUGUACUCGUCAUAGAGUCUUUCUUGCUACCUUAAUUGUUACCUCAAAAUACCUUAACGAUUCAUCACCAAGAAACAAGUAUUGGGCAAGAUUUUCAGGCGUUUACUCUGUCGCAAAAGUUAAUCUAAUGGAAAGACAAUUGCUCUCCUUAUUAGAUUAUGACCUUAGAAUUCAAGAGUCAGACCUAUUACUUCAUCUUGGAAUCUUUUUACAACCUCCUUCAUUGAAUAAGAAUCAAGCAAUUAUGAUAGACGCUUUGAAAGUUCCAACCAUUCAACAUCAAAGAGCUCUCUCAUAUCCAAACCUACAUACUUCAUCUCAAUUUUCACAAUUAAUACAUCAAACACCUCCUCCGAGACAGGAUUCUUACCCUAUAAAUCAAGAUUCUCAACAAACUACGCAAGCUUCAAUUACUUCCUCUCUUUCAAUAUAUAAUACAGGUGUUAAUUCCAUGUCAAUACCUACUAUCAUUUCAUCAUCAUCAUCGAGCUCAAAUUACACUCUAUCAUAUCCAUCUUCUUAUAUCGAUGAUUAUUGUCAAGCGUUAAGUGGCGACGACGAUAUGGAUACUGAUGAAGAAGAGAAAGAUGAUCAUGUUCCUAACGAUGAAACUACAUCACAACUUCAUCAUCAAUAUUAUCAACAGCAGUUUUACCUUCAACAAUCCUAUUUACCUCAACAAAAGUGGAACAUUCAUCCUUCGUUAAAAUCAAAUUCUUCAAUGCAUGACGCUGGCGUCAACAACUUUGUUCCACCCUAUUGCGGUCAUAAUCAUCAUCAGAUGGUGUUACCUCCACCUAUUCCCUCAUCUACUAUAAUACAAGGGAUGAUAUAUACAUCCACACCUCAAAGAUAUUAG